AGAAAUUGAGAAGCACUUUUUUACGAAGAAACGGGAAACAAGAACAUCAAUAAUAAGAGAGUGAAAGAAACUUUUGGGACAUAGGGUACUAAAGCUAGCUCAAAAAGUGUAGUGAAAGACAACAAAUAAAUUACAAUCUCUCACAGCACAAUGGAGGAAAUUGGAACACAAAAUUAAUGAAUGAUAGAAACCAAAAAAUUAAGGGAAAAUUACAUAAGUUGCCACCUAAACUUGUCCCAAAAAUAGCUUUUCGGACAAUAUUUAUUGUCAAGCAUUACAUGUGUUGACCUGAGUUGUAAUCUUUGUUUUUCGUUUGUUCUCUAUUUGUAGGCCCAAGGCUAAAGAUUUUACACUUAAAAAAAAAUCACAGCUGGCUCAUAAAAUAAGGAUAACUACCUUGUCUAGUGACACUUCAACUAUUGAUUCCUACUAACUUUGUCUACUGACACUCCAACUGAUUGAUUCCUCCUAACUUUUCUAUUCACAUUUCAACUAUAUAAUGACUCCUCAACAUUUUUUUUGUAGUUCAUGAAUAAACCACACAUCUUUCAAAGUUACUCAUCUUAUGUCCUUUCAGAUUCAAUAUUUUUUGCUAUAGUAGAAGAUGAGAAAUUGGAACUUUCUUUGGUUUCUUUACUUUGCUUUCAUUUUGAGAAUUGAAGCCACAAAAUUUUAUAGUACUGAUCAACACCCUGAAAGACUAUCAGGAAGUGCUGGUGAUGUGCUGGAGGAUGACCCUAUAGGAAGGUUAAAAGUUUUUGUAUAUGAGCUUCCCAGCAAAUAUAACAAAAAAACCGUGCAGAGAGACCCGCGAUGCCUCAAUCACAUGUUUGCUGCCGAGAUAUAUAUGCAUCAUUUUCUGUUAUCCAGCCUUGUUCGAACCCUUAAUCCAGAGGAGGCGGAUUGGUUUUACACUCCAGUUUACACAACUUGUGAGUACUUGACACCACAUGGUCAUCCUUUACCUUUCAAUUCACCGCGUAUGAUGAGAAGCGCGAUUCAUCUUAUUGCUUCUAGCUGGCCAUACUGGAACCGGACACAAGGCGCUGAUCACUUCUUCAUUGUACCACAUGAUUUUGGUGCAUGUUUCCACUUUCAAGAAGAGAAAGCUAUUAAAAGAGGAAUUCUCCCGUUGCUCGAGCGUGCUACCUUGGUUCAAACUUUUGGCCAACGGAAUCAUGUUUGUUUGAAGGACGGCUCAAUAACUAUUCCUCCGUAUGCUCCUCCACAGAAAAUGCAAUCCCACUUGAUCCCUCCUGAUACUCCAAGAUCCAUCUUUGUUUAUUUCCGAGGCUUGUUUUAUGACAGUAGAAAUGAUCCUGAAGGUGGGUACUAUGCAAGAGGUGCUCGAGCAGCAGUUUGGGAGAACUUUAAGGACAAUCCUCUCUUUGACAUUUCUACUGAUCAUCCAACUACUUACUACGAAGACAUGCAGCGAGCUAUCUUUUGUUUGUGCCCUCUUGGAUGGGCUCCAUGGAGUCCGAGAUUGGUUGAAGCUGUUGUAUUCGGAUGCAUCCCCGUAAUAAUAGCAGAUGACAUUGUCUUGCCAUUUGCUGAUGCGAUUCCAUGGGAAGAUAUUGGAUUGUUCAUAGCGGAGAAGGAUGUUCCAUAUUUGGAUAACAUUCUUACUUCUGUUCCACCACAAGAAAUAUUGAGGAAGCAGAGAUUACUUGCAAAUCCUUCAAUGAAACAGGCAAUGUUAUUUCUACAACCUGCUCAACCAGGUGAUGCUUUCCACCAAAUCUUGAAUGGACUUGCUCGUAAAUUACCCCAUCGUCAUAAGACCAUAUACGGAAACAACAACGUUUUAAACUGGACUGUUGGUCCAGUUGGUGAUCUAAAACCUUGGUAGGAUCGAGCUGCACCUCCAGAUUUACUCAUUUUUCCCCUUGAUUUGUUGACUUCCUUUUCUGCUAAUAAUGUUUAUUUAUUUAUUCUAUGUAAAUUUAUACAAUGAAGAUAUAGUUUUGGGCAUUAAAUGAUAUUAUGACAUACAUGAUAAUUUGAAAAACAAUGGCACAGAAAUGUGAAAAAGAGAUUUGAGGCAA
This is a messenger RNA of Lycium ferocissimum, 2048 nucleotides long. RefSeq names its product probable beta-1,4-xylosyltransferase IRX10L. The transcript has a single exon. Gene Ontology annotation, molecular function: glucuronoxylan glucuronosyltransferase activity; 1,4-beta-D-xylan synthase activity. The record is from RefSeq and is a predicted model, not a curated record. NCBI's taxonomy places the organism in Eukaryota, Viridiplantae, Streptophyta, Magnoliopsida, Solanales, Solanaceae. Gene Ontology annotation, biological process: glucuronoxylan biosynthetic process; plant-type secondary cell wall biogenesis. Bases 605 to 1852 code for a protein of 415 amino acids.